CAGGCUGGGGCCACGUCAAUGUGGGCUUCAUGUUGUGGUCUGCUGAAUGAAGUAAUGGGUACUGGGACAGUGCGUGGCCAGCAACCUGGGUUUAGUGGAGGUACAGGUCCGUUCAGAUUUGCCCACAGCACAGGAUACUCUUCAUAUCCCUCACCAAUGCCAGAAGUCCAAAAUAUAGUCUGUAAAGGCUGCGGACAGGCCUUUUCUCUUUUUAGGAAGAAGUAUGUAUGUAAGGACUGCAAGAAGAAUUUCUGUUCGUUCUGUUCAGUAAUGCAAGAAAGUCUACGAAGAUGCUAUACGUGCCAAGUGUUACAACAGACUUCCUUCCAGCGUAAUGAGCUUAUGAAAAUAAAGGUUAAAGAUCUACGCCAGUAUCUAACCUUAAGAAAUAUACCCAUAGAAACAUGUCGUGAAAAAGAGGACUUAGUACAGCUUGUAUUGAGCCAUCAUGAAUCAGAUGCUGAUGGAUCAGACACAGAGAAUAUUCGUUCACCAAGGUCUGAGAGUUCACAAUUUUAUACUACCCCUCCUUCCUCUGCAUCAGCAUCAGCAGCAUCAUCUUCUCAGGGGAUUUCCUCCAAUGAAAGACCCACCUCAGGAACUCCAAACAUGCAUCAGGCAAAUGAAAUCAUUCCACCCAAAAAAACAAGAGCCUCAUUGUCAGACCUAUCCAGUACUGAAGAUAUUGAAGCAUUGACUGUUCGUCAGCUGAAGGAAAUACUGGCACGCAACUUUGUCAGCUUUUCAGGGUGUUGUGAAAAGUGGGAAUUAGUGGAAAGAGUGAAGAGAUUAUUCAAAGAAACAGAAGAAAAUCGCAAGUUCUUGGAAAAUGGAAAUAACCCAGAUGUAGCUGCAGUUGAAGAACAGCUGCAGUUCAGCAGUGACGAGAAUCUCUGCAGGAUCUGUAUGGAUGCAGUGAUCGAUUGUGUUCUCCUCGAAUGUGGUCACAUGGUCACUUGCACUAAAUGUGGAAAGCGCAUGAACGAAUGCCCUAUUUGUCGACAGUAUGUUGUACGGGCAGUACAUGUCUUUAAAUCUUAAACUUGGGAGGUGUUUGAAUGAAAGAAGUUGGCUUUUCCUGUGGAUACAUGAAACUUGAUGGAGAAACAUUUUAUGACCAUAUCAAUGACUGUAAUUUGUUGUAGCCAUUUUGGAUAGUGUUAGUGGAAUGGAAUUUUUUAAAUUUACUAACAGUUAUCAUUACUUAUUACUGGGAGCCUUAAAGAUAUUAGAGUUAAACAUGUUAAGGUGCAAACAAAAAAUUACUGACUUAUCAUCACUAAGUCAGAGACUAAAUGAAGGAUAUGCUGGGAAAAAAAAAGCAAAGAUUCUAUUUUAAACUUUUCACAUCGUUUUUAUAAGUCUCCUAAAACAUUUGCCAUUUAACAGAUUAAUGUGUGAUAGUGUAGCUAUUAACUGUGGUGCAUGCUUGCUCUCUCUGAAUUGAGCAUUUAGCAGUACCCAAUAUGAGAACAGAAAGGAAACCUCAAUCUUUCUUAAUUUACUUCCAACUAUCUUUUCUUCUUUUUGAUUUCUGUACUUUUUGUACAUGUUUUUAAAUUCAUUUUGACUAAUAAAGAACUUAUUGGAAUAGCAAUUCUCAUUCAA
This is a messenger RNA of Rhincodon typus (whale shark), 1608 nucleotides long. RefSeq names its product ring finger protein 34a (gene rnf34a). Gene Ontology annotation, molecular function: ubiquitin protein ligase activity. Gene Ontology annotation, biological process: negative regulation of extrinsic apoptotic signaling pathway via death domain receptors; proteasome-mediated ubiquitin-dependent protein catabolic process; protein K48-linked ubiquitination. Gene Ontology annotation, cellular component: plasma membrane; cytoplasm. The coding region runs from base 19 to 1041 and encodes 340 amino acids. The record is from RefSeq and is a predicted model, not a curated record. The transcript has 5 exons. NCBI's taxonomy places the organism in Eukaryota, Metazoa, Chordata, Chondrichthyes, Orectolobiformes, Rhincodontidae.